Molecule: messenger RNA, 1230 nt
Organism: Hipposideros armiger (great roundleaf bat)
Lineage: Eukaryota; Metazoa; Chordata; Mammalia; Chiroptera; Hipposideridae
Gene: EPHX2
Product: epoxide hydrolase 2
Exons: 11
Coding region: 131-1192 (353 amino acids)
Source: RefSeq, a predicted model, not a curated record
GGGGGCGGGGCGGGGCGGAGGCGGACUCGAGCUGCACAGCUUCCGCAGCGUGCAGCUCCAGUUCUGCUCCCAGGCUUCGGUGCACCAGCCCUGGACGCCAGCUUCCUCUGUGGGAAGCCUGGAGGCUGCCAUGGCGCUGCGUGCGGUCGUGUUCAACCUGGACGGGGUCCUGGCGCUGCCAUCGCUCUCCACCACCCUUGGCCACAUGGCGGAGAAGUUGGCGCUGCCCAGAGGUUUUCUGAAUGAAGCUUUCAACAAAGGAGGCCUGGGUGAUUCCAGUAGCCGCCUCAUGAGGGGAGAGAUCACAUAUUGCCAGUGGGUGCCACUCAUGGAAGAAGACUACAGGAGAUGCGCUGAGGACUCUGGGAUCAGCCUUCCUGAGAAUUUCUCUGUGAAUCAAAUCUUUGGCGAUGUAAUUUCAGCAAGAAAGAUCAACCGCCCCAUGCUUCAGGCAGCUAUCACUCUCAAAAAGAAGGGAUUUACAACGUGCAUCCUCACCAACAACUAUCUGGACGACAGUACCCAGAGAGGCCACAUGGCCCAGCUGAUGUGUGAACUGAGGCCGCACUUUGACUUCCUGAUAGAGUCAUGUCAGAUUGGAAUGGUCAAGCCUGAUCCUCAGAUCUACAGGUUCACGCUGGACACCUUGAAGGCCAGCCCCAAGGAGGUUGUUUUCUUGGAUGACAUUGAGGCUAAUCUGAAGCCGGCCCGUGACUUGGGAAUGGUCACCAUCCUCGUCCGCAACACCACCACGGCCCUGCAAGAGCUGGAGACUGUCACUGGAAUGAAGCUUCUUGAAACUGCAGCUCCUCUCCCAGCCCCAUAUAAGCCAAGUGAAAUGAGCAAUGGGUAUGUGCCGAUUAAGCCUGGAGUGCAUCUGCAUUUUGUGGAGCUGGGCUCUGGUCCCGCUGUGUGCCUCUGCCAUGGAUUUCCUGAGAGCUGGUUCUCUUGGAGGUACCAGAUUCCUGUUCUUGCCCAGGCAGGCUUCCGGGUACUAGCUCUGGACAUGAAAGGCUUUGGAGAGUCAUCUGCUCCUCCUGAAAUAGAAGAAUAUUCCAUGGAAGUGAUGUGCAAGGAGAUGGUAACCUUUCUGGAUAAGUUGGGCAUCUCUCAAGCAGUGUUCAUUGGCCACGACUGGGGCGGCAUGCUGGUGUGGAACAUGGCUGUCUUUUACCCUGAGAGAGUGAGGUAAGUAAGCUGUGGGCAUCAAGAGUUUGUGGGGGCCGGCCG